Messenger RNA from Mus pahari (shrew mouse), 2846 nucleotides. Its product is annotated as glycine N-acyltransferase-like protein Keg1. Gene Ontology annotation, molecular function: glycine N-acyltransferase activity. The record is from RefSeq and is a predicted model, not a curated record. Bases 1223 to 2215 code for a protein of 330 amino acids. Gene Ontology annotation, cellular component: mitochondrion. The transcript is spliced from 6 exons. Lineage: Eukaryota; Metazoa; Chordata; Mammalia; Rodentia; Muridae.
UUAUUAAUCUAUUUUAUUACAUAAUUAUAAAAUUAUGUAAUUUGCAGGUACAUAGAUUGAGCUAUAAAAAUUUAUUAUGACUGGAGUAACUCAGAACCAAAAAUACAAAUACUGUGUUUUCUCAUAUGUGGAUGUUAGCUUUUAGGCUUUUGAGAUGUGUACUAUAAUUUGAAUAACUGUAGAAAUUAUGUACCUAGUAAGUUACCAGAGUAGAGGAGAGGAUCUCCCACAGAAGAGGAAAUAGAAUAUAGUUUUAUGAAGAGAUAAAGGAAGAACUAAAAUAGAAAGAUUAAAAAUAAGGAUAGGAGCGAAGGGUAAAGGAAGGAGUAUGGGGAGGUACUGUUAAUACUAAGUACUACUUGAAAAACAUGGAAACUUAAUACUCUAGAAGCUUCCUAAAAUAUACACAUAUGUGAAAUGAUUCUAAAUGGAGUCUUCAAAUCAUAGGGGAUACAGAGCCCCAACUAGAUAUCAUUAUCCACCCAAUAAAACUUCCAGUGCCAGGAACUGACAACAUCUUUUUAAGUUAUUGGCCAAGUUAUUGGGACCCCCAAAACAUCACAGCUUAUCUAUUGCUAAGGCAAUUAGUUAAUCUCUACCAUCUGAUGUUAAGGCCCUAUUGCUGAGGUCAACACUUACUUAUGUCAUUGGACAGAGAAGUUGAACUGGUUCUUACCUAGAAAUUUCCUCUUUACUGAAUAGUGUUUAUAAUACUGGAAGAUAGUUUGCACACUACUGGAAGAGAAAGGUAAUCACCAAUAUCAUCCAGCUAUGAACACUGGCCUAAAACAGUGAUGUACCUGAAAGCUACACUGAUACAGUAGUGGCACAAGUAUAUGGGAGUAACCAACCCCCUUUUAAAAUUAAACUUAAGGCCUGCUCCUUGAGAUAUAACUAAUACCUGGCACUAGUGUAGUGGCUUUGAACUAGAUAGAUAGGCUUAGGGGAAAACACAAAAGUAUUAUUCUGCUAAAGAAACAGCAAUAAAAUGAUUCCUAAUGCUAUAUUGCUAUACCCAUAGAUCAGUACUUUCUUCAAUCCACAUCAGAGAAAGUUCUUCUUGUAAUAGAUGGAAACUAACCGAGAGAGCCACAACUAGACAAUGUGCUGAGAGAUUUUGGAGUUCUCAGUCAUAAAAGAAAUGUCUUCAUCAAACGCCUCCCUUCAAGACUGAGGGAUCUAUGUGGACAAGAAGAUAGGAAGAUCAUAACAGCCAGAAGGAAUGGAUGACUCCCAGGAAAUGGUGUUGUUUAGACACAACAAAAGUCAGGUAUCAGAAGAGAUGUUCUGCUUACAGAGUUCCCAAGCACUGCAGGUUCUGGAGAAUUCCCUAAGGAAGCACCUCCCUGCGUCCUUAAAGGUGAAAUCAGUACAUCCUCAGAGUAACUGGCAGAGGAAGGAAGAGGUUUAUGGGACUGUCUUCCACAUCAAUCAGGGAAACCCAUUCAAGCUCAAGACUUUGGUAGACAAAUGGCCCGAUUUUAAUACUGUUGUUAUUCGACCCCAGGAAGAGGACAUGACAGAUGACUUUGACCACUACAACAACACUUAUCUAGUUUAUUCCAAGGAUCCCAAGCACUGUCAGGAAUUCCUUGGCUCAUCAGAAGUUAUUAACUGGAAACAACAUUUGCAGAUUCAAAGUUCACAGUCAGACCUGGGCAAAGUGAUAGAAAGUCUUGGAGCCACUAACAUGUGCAAGGUCAAGCAUAAGCAGUGCUUUCUCUAUAUGGUAUUCCAAACAGCAAAGAAACUGGCUCCUUCCUUGGUGGAUGCAAAGAACUUAGUAGUCAGCAGUGACAAGCCCACGCCUCUUGACCAGCAGUUAUUCAAAUUUGCCUCCCUGGAUGUUACACAUGCUGCACUGGUGAAUAGCAUCUGGUAUUUUGGUGGCAAUGAGAAGAGCCAGAAGUUCAUUGAACGCUGUAUCUUUACCUUCCCCAGCUUCUGUAUUAUGGGGCCUGAGGGGACCCCUGUGUCCUGGUCCCUGAUGGACCACACUGGAGAAAUGAGAAUGGGAGGCACCUUGCCUAAGUACCGGCGUCAGAGUCUCAUUUACCAUGUUGCUUCCCACCAGAUUCAGACACUAGAAAAGCUUGGCUUUCCCAUGUAUGCACAUGUGGAUAAGGCUAACUUCACUGCUCAGAGAACGGUUGCCUUGGUGGGGCAAAUCCCCUUGCCCUGUACCUGGAACCAGUGGAACUGUGUACCUCUAUAAAGCUAGAAAAGGGUGAGAAGGGACCUGCACUUGUAGAUGGAGAAAUGGCUGAGUGAACAGAGAGAAGUAAACUGUCAUUAGGAUGGUGUGUGUCUCUAGAGAGCAGAGGUGCAUCACGCUGAGCUGCACACACUGUUUCCUCACCCUCCCCUUGUUCAUGCUCUUAACUCCAUUCUUUGGCAUGCAGAAGGCCACCUUCUCCUCCUCCAACUCUGUUACAGCUCCCACAUCCUCAGGAUUCCUCUAACACAUUUGGCUAGAUUGUACUCUUUUCUAUUCGUUUUGCUGGCUCAUUGAUCCAUGCCCAUUAGUCAGUAGGGUUUUUUGUGACCUAUCCGACACUCCCCUUGCACACAGGCAUACCUCCUCUGAGUUUCUGUAGUUUUGCUUUUAUGGGCUGGAGAAGUAGCCCAUCAUCUAAAAACAGAAAUGAUUCUUUCUCACACCACUCACUAGGCAUUAAAUUGUUAAUAUAUAAAAACUACCAUCUAAGCAAACACAGAUGCUCAAUAUGUGUGGUGCAACUGUAAGAAUUAUUGGGACUAGAGCUCAGCCAGUAAAUGUGCUUGCAGCCAAGCCUGGUAACCUGAAUUUGAUUCCUAGGACCCACUUGUAAAAGGAGAGAAUCAAC